AGAAAUCUGAUUCCGACUUUUUAGAGAAAAACAUACAUAUCGGAGAAACAUCCGAUUGAGAUCUAAAGAAUUAGGUAUUGUGAACAGGUUGGGUUAUACAGCCAAUAAAAUUCUGGUUUUGUACUCGCCAUCUUUGGGAUUUUACUUUAGAGUCUUCGAGAUCGGGCUUUCAGCUCCCGUGGAUGCUGAAUAGAUUCUUUAAUAUCUUGAGCUUCCUUGUUCCAUUCCAUCUGUUUUGUAUCUGCAAUUUAAUGGACACCAAUGGGUUUGUAGAUGAAAAGAGCGAGAGCAGAUUGUAUGUUGGAAAUUUGGAUCUUAAAAUAAACGAGGCUGCGUUGAUAAAGAUGUUUUCUCCAUAUGGAAAGAUCAUAUCAGAAGACUUCCUCUGGCACACACGCGGGCCCAAGAAAGGAGAGCCACGCGGCUAUGCUUUCAUUCAAUACAGCUCUAAAGAGGAAGCUGAAUUGGCUAAGGAGAAGAUGCAUGGGAGAUUAGCUUGUGGUAGGCCCUUGGUGGUUCGUUUAGCUAGUGAGAAGCUUCUACAAGAUUCCUCUCAUGAUCAUCCCAAAAGAUUAUUACCAGAAGCAAACAGAUUGAGGUCUGCAAGUGGAAGCAGCUCAGGACAAAUGAGCCGAGAUGAAAAAGUAGCUGCCAUUAAGAACAAACUCAAAGCUUUGGAGGAAGAUGAGAAACAAGGAGAUCCCAAGAAACUGAAGAGAUAAAGAUACGUUUGAGAAACAAACAAACUUUAUGUAAAAGAGAGUUGAAAUGUUUUUUUAUUCAAAAAUGUUUUUACCCAAAAAGGGAUUUUGGAAGUUAAACCAAACUAAAUGGGAGGAAUGGUUUCCGGUAUUAGUGCUAAUUACAACAUUACUGGAAAUUGAAUAUAACACAACUUUC
Eruca vesicaria subsp. sativa (arugula) is the source of this 900-nucleotide messenger RNA. NCBI's taxonomy places the organism in Eukaryota, Viridiplantae, Streptophyta, Magnoliopsida, Brassicales, Brassicaceae. The record is from the annotation of a GenBank genome assembly.